GCGUGUGUGUGUUUUUGUUGGCUUCAUAAAAUAAAAGCUGAGCAGUUCUCUGCUGUUUCAUUUUCAUGGUCAGAUCCGGCUGUCCUGGCCCUGUGCCGGUGCCGGUGCGGGUUCAAAUAACGGUCCGUGUGUGAGAAGAAGCGCUUUGACUUGCAGGUCGGGUCAGAUGAUGCUGGGAGGGGCCGGCUGGACUGGUACCGGGACCGGACGCGCUGUGAAUGUGACGGGUUCGGACAGCACAGACACCACCGGGCGGUGGAGGCUGAUUGCUGCUGUUUCCGAGGAGGAGAAGAGGAGGAGGUGUGAUUCUGCGGGGACUCUCCGCCUCCUUCUUCUUCCCCACGCAGGGAGCGCGCUGCGCGGCUUGGAGAGGCGUGACGCGCCCGAACCGCAUCUCCAGGAUGGCAGGUCCUCCUGAGGGGCCUUCGGCUCUUUGUAGCGGGACCGCACCGCCGGUCCUUUGAGGACGAUGGACGCUGUGACCUCGCCAGGCCCCAGCUCCAGCACCAGGACCAGGAUGGAACGCAGAACCUCGGCCUGCAGACAAACACUAGGUGUGGUCCUGCUGGUGGCUGGCACAUUGGUUUCCAUGGUGACCUCAAGUUCACCUGCUGCAGUUGUGCUGGAAUUCAACAGAACGACUGAUUCUUCGUCACAUCCGUUAUCACCAUCAUCAUCCUCCACCUCUUCUAGACCCUCACCUCCCAGCCACCCCUCAGACUCUGGAUACCACAGUAACGGUGGUGGUGCAGGCUCAGCAGAGGACCCAGACUCUGGUGCUCAGGGGAUCCACCUCCUCCUGAGACCUCCAGACCUCCUGUCCCCCAGUCUACCUCCACCACUUCCCCCACAUAGCCAGCCCACCCUCACUCCUCCUCCCCCCUGGGAACAGGGGCCCUCACUGGAGGAGGCCUGGGGGUCUGGGGACUACCUGGAGACUCUGUCCUUCAUGGUACCUGAAGGUGACGAGAUGGCCCUCGCCACGCCACUGCCCAGCCACCCCUAUGAUGGGGACAAUGGGGGGGACUGGGUCUCUUAUGACACCUCCUUUCCUGCUCGCCCCACCCUCUCACUGUCAUCCAAACUUCCCCUCUCCCCCUCCUCCUCAACCCCCAACAUUCCCCUUCACACUCAGCCUGCCCAUCCGGAUGUCUUCCCCACCUGGGAUGAGGACUAUGACUUGGAGGACAUGAUCCCACUGGAGCCGACGGAGUUGCUGCUGCCUGACAUGAACAGUCUGGAGUACUACACAAACCUGUUGGCUCGGGAGAGGGAGAAGGAGAGGGAGAGGGAGAGGGAGAGGGAGAAGGAGAAGGAGAAGGAGAGGGAAAAGGUAAAUGAGAACGACUCCAAACCUGUCCUUACACCUACAGCAACACACACCCACCAUCCUCCUUCUACCCCAUCCUCGAGCCCCAUUGCUCCUCUAGGAUUGGAGCCUAAGCAUCCCCCAAGACAGCCCACACCUCCCCUCAUCCUUACACCUAUCCUCACAGGUGAGGAGAAGACACCUGCUCCAUCAGCCACCCCCAAGAUCCCUUCCACCCCUACUGCUCUUGCUCCAAAACACAAAGACUAUGUCUCGGUCCCAAGCAGGCACCCUUCCCGACCCCCGUCCAACACCACCAGCUGGGUGCCUCCCCCUCCACCGCUGGGACCCCCCACCCGCCCUGAGAGGCCAGAGAGGCCCACAGUGGUCACUGAGAUGCCAGCAAAGGCUCCUCCCACCAAGGCUGCAACCACUACUAAGGCUACCACGACAACAACCACCGCCAUCAUCACCACCACCCAAAUCACAGCCAUCAGCCUGACCAGAGCCCCUCCAGUCACCACACCCAGAGUGGCCCAGACACCACCCACCAGACAAUACCUGUGCAAUGUCACCAAGCCAGAAAUGUACCUGGUCAGAGUAGUCAGCUCCAAAGGCUCGUCUGCUGGUUUCAGUCAGGUCCGAGAUCUUCUGAAAAAAGACUUCAACCGCUCAGUGGAGCUGCAGUUCCUAAGAACUCCAUCCAGUUUUGCCUUUCGCGUUGUGUCGGGACCGCUGAUCUUCACUGCCAUGUCCGUCAUCAAUGCCCUCCGCCGACCGCCGCCACGCUUCGGCCCCAUUCCCACAGUUUCACCACUGUACACCAUACCUGACCUCAGGUAUCAGAUCCACUCUGUGCUGCAGUUUGUUCCCACUCAUGUUGACAUCCGAGUCUGCAACUUCAGUGAACGGGUGGAGAGAGGGCUCACCAUGGCGUACGCAGAGACACGGAAGAGAUUACAUGAGGGAGGGAACGCCACCGUACAGUUGCUGAACAUCACCAUAAGCGUGGCCCGGCCAGCGGUGGAGCAGAAGGUUCCCGUCGACAUCACGUUUGCGGUGCGGGAUGGCCGGGGCUACCUGCCGGGGUCAGAGGUCAGUGAACACCUGAGGAAGCUCAGCCUGGUGGAGUUCAGCUUCUACGUGGGAUUUCCUGCGCUGCAGAUCGCUGAACCCUUUCACUACCCUGAGCUCAACACUUCACACCACCUGCGCUCCACCUGGGUCCGUACAGUCCUGCUGGGAGUUCAGGAGCAGCUGGUGGCUGAGAGAAGCUUUAAGGCUCGUCUGGAGAGACGCCUGGCUCUGCUGUUGGAGGAGGGACUGCAGGAAACCAGUAGGAGGCGCUGGAAGAGAGCCACAGCAGUGGGCAACAACAGUCUACAGGUGGUGCGGGUCUCCAGGCUGUCAGGGGCAGAGCGCCCUCUGGAGGUCUUUUACUUUGUGGAGGGUCCCGGUGGAGAGAGGGUCCCUGCUGAGGUGACCGCCGCCACUCUGAACCGUGUGGACCUUCAAAGGGCCGCCAUUGUCCUUGGACACCGUGUGCAGAGACCGCUGGCCCAACCUGUGGAGACGAUCUCUGUCCCUCCAGCUGAGACUCAGAGCAGCAGCAUCUGGCUGAUUGUCGGUGUUGUUGUCCCGGUUGUACUGGCCGUCUUCAUCAUCAUCAUCCUGUACUGGAAGCUCUGCGGUUCCGAGAAGCUUGAGUUCCAGCCGGACGCCAUUAACACCAUCCAGCAGAGGCAAAAGCUUCAGGCUCCCAGCGUUAAAGGCUUCGACUUUGCAAAGCUUCACCUGGGUCAGCACAGUAAGGAUGACAUCAUGGUGAUCCAGGAGUCCGGUCCACUUCCUGCACCAGUAAAGGAAGCCACGCCCUCCGAUGGCGGAGACCUCAACACCCCCAAAUCCAAAGGAUCAUCCACCAAGGUGUCGCGGCCGAGCCGCCGCAGGGGGAGGCUCAGCCCAUCAGACGGCGACUCGUUAGGAAGCGACCAAUCGAGCGGCAGGGAGUCAGCAGAAGAAAGCACCCGACCUGUGGCCACACCCAGCGAGGGGAAACAGCACAGGAAGACACCCAAAAAUGGGAGGAGCAAAAUGGGUACGUUACCAUGCCAACACAUUACCACCUUCUCACACACCGAUCUCCAAUCCACAUUUCCUAUCAACACGUGAAGCAUUGCGAUGCUGCAGAGACAAGAGCUCAACCUUUAAAUUCACAGAUUAAACAAUAAUAAUAAUUAAUCUGUGACUGUGUCAAAUCGAUCCGUCUCCAGUAAUCACAGUACCAGCGACAACAAUACCUUAACUCAUAAAGGGAAGAACAGGUCCUGGUUUAUGAGGCGAGUCAUCAGCAGUAAGCUAAAUCUGAAUACUGAUCAUCACUAAAUGAUGGAGCGAAUUUUACUUUCCACUCUUACUUUAUUAACUUCUCUUUUUUCUUAUUCUUGUACACUUGGAAUAUACAUGCUUGUUGUCUAAAUGUUUAUAUUCAGACUUCUCUAUAGUUUGAAGGUUAUUUCUGGUAAAAUAAUUUCUCUGACAGUAACAAACACAACCCUGAGUAAUGCUGAAGAUCUGACCGCAGUUGUGGCUGAAGCAUCGCUGCCCCUCUGUCAGCCUCCUGGAUGUCCUCUGCAUGUGACCUCUGACCUCUGUGCUGGGGGUCUUGGUCUGUCUGAGGGAUUUCCCUCAUUCUCUCUUUGUUUCUUCUGCUGCUUAUUCUGGGAAAAAGUUUUUUUCUCCCACUUCAUCAUUAUCCUUAUCAUCGCCAUAUUCAUCUCCUUGUUGGUUGCUUGUCACUUUUUAUCCUUCUGCAGUAACUGCAGCUCUGCACACAUAAACACGUUUAUUUCUGCUGUAAAGCUUUAACAUGGAAGUCUAUGGGACUGACCUACUGACUGAAUGGGUUAAAUGCAGAGAGGGAUUUUCCCCACGGGGACCAAUAAAGUACACCUUCUUCUACUCGCUCUGCAAGCUUUCAGUAGAUGGUCACUGGUGAAAUGCAUCCUGGGAGUCUGAGCUUUCACUUCUCUGUUGGUCUUUAAGUCUCCUUUCACUUUUUUCUGUCCUCUGACCUCUC
This is a messenger RNA of Haplochromis burtoni (Burton's mouthbrooder), 4388 nucleotides long. Its product is annotated as UPF0606 protein KIAA1549. The transcript is spliced from 13 exons. NCBI's taxonomy places the organism in Eukaryota, Metazoa, Chordata, Actinopteri, Cichliformes, Cichlidae. The coding region runs from base 470 to 3481 and encodes 1003 amino acids. The record is from RefSeq and is a predicted model, not a curated record.